Molecule: messenger RNA, 2207 nt
Organism: Galendromus occidentalis (western predatory mite)
Lineage: Eukaryota; Metazoa; Arthropoda; Arachnida; Mesostigmata; Phytoseiidae
Gene: Nsun2
Product: tRNA (cytosine(34)-C(5))-methyltransferase Nsun2
Exons: 12
Coding region: 123-2207 (694 amino acids)
Biological process (GO): tRNA methylation
Cellular component (GO): nucleus; cytoplasm
Molecular function (GO): tRNA (cytidine-N5)-methyltransferase activity; tRNA binding
Source: RefSeq, a predicted model, not a curated record
GCGAGUGGUGUUGUGGUUGUUGUCAUCGUUGGUCCUGAAGCCGGGACCCGGGACAACUAUCUACAACGAAAGAAAUUCCUCGUUAAGUCGAAUUCUCCGAGUGAUUUUGCAGAGCUUUCACCAUGGUUCACAAAAGAAAGAGGAAGAACCAAGCCAAAGUUGGUAGAGACGACAGAGACACGGAACGGCGGCAAGCUUCGUAUGAAGAUCUUGUGAAAGAGAACGGGAAUUUCGAUCGCUACUACAGGGCUCAGAAACUCGUUGGAUCGGACGAAGAAUGGAGUCAGAUGAUAGAAUGUCUCAAGUCGGACCUCCCUGCUGCGUUCAGGAUCACGUCCGGACUCCCUGAGACGAAUUUCCUGCUGAAGAUAGUCCAGGGGAAAUAUUUCGCCGAUCUGCUGAAGGACACGGAAGCGACAGCCCCGCUCCGAAUACCGUGGUACCCAGAAGGUCUGGCCUGGCAACUGGAUAUGUCUCGUGUGAAGAUACGCAAGUUCGACGAGUACAAACGUCUUCACAAAUUCCUGAUAAGCGAAUGUGAUAAUGGCAACAUCUCACGCCAGGAAACCGUCUCCAUGAUUCCUCCCGUUGUCCUGGACAUCCAGCCGGGCCAUAAGGUUUUGGAUAUGUGCGCAGCUCCUGGUAGCAAAACCGCACAAAUAAUCGAAAUGCUUCAUCGAGGUGAAGACAAGGUCCCGAACGGCCUGGUUAUCGCUAAUGACGUCGAUAACAAAAGGUGUUACAUGCUUAUGCACCAAGCGAAGAGACUUCGUUCGUCUUGUCUGAUGGUUGUCAAUCAUGACGCGUCUCAAUUGCCUAACCUCAAGUUGAGUGACGGUGAGGUUCUAAAGUACGAUCGUGUCUUGUGCGACGUACCUUGCACGGGCGAUGGAACUCUGAGGAAAAACGGAGAUCUCUGGAGAAAAUGGAACACCGCCAACGGGAACAGCAUCCAUGGCUUGCAAGUUCGAAUCGCGAGACGAGGAUUGGAAAUGCUCGCAGUAGGAGGUUUGAUGGUCUAUUCCACCUGCUCGCUGAACCCCGUUGAGAAUGAGGCAGUCAUAGCACGACUCUUGGAUGAUUGUGGAGACGCCGUUGAAAUCGUCGACGUACGAGACAGGCUACCGGGCUUGAAAUCGAAUCCAGGCUUGAAAAGUUGGAAGGUUGCGUCAAAAGAAGUCGAUAUCUUCGAUUCUUACGAUCAAGUGCCGGAGAACUUGAGAACACAGAUAACUCCUAAGCUUUUCCCUCCGGAGACUGAAAUCGCCGAGAAAUUCCAUCUCGAGAGGUGUCUGAGGAUUCUGCCCCAUCUGCAAGAUACGGGGGGCUUCUUCGUCGUUGUGCUCCGGAAGCUCAAAUUGUUGCCAUGGGAGAGCCAGAAAAAUCAAGUCGAGCCGCAAGAGACUGGAGAGCAGAUUGAAGGGGAUGAAGUCGAAGCCACGAAUAAGCCCCAUCCGGAAAAAAUAAAUCGGAAGGUCAAAAAACCGAAGGGCUACAAGGAAGAUCCUUACGUCUUCAUCGAUCCGAAAGAUGAAUCGAUUGUCCAUACUGGCAAGUUCUACGAGCUCGCUGAAGACUUCCCAGCGGCGCAGCUUCUGUGCAGAUCGACGGAGGGUCAGAAACGGAACAUCUAUUUGGUGUCGAAACUCGUUCAACAAGUUCUACAAAGCAACGAGAACCGUCUGAAAGUAAUCAACACCGGUGUUCGGGUAUUUUCGCGGGCUGAAGGCCGUGAGGAGCUAGGCUGCGAUUUUCGGAUAGCUCAGGAAGGGCUCAGUACAAUGAUGCCCUACGUCGGUGAGGCGCGAAAGCUCCGACUCUCGUUCGAAGAUACGAAAGUGAUGCUCAAACACGAGUUCCCCUUGGAGACACAGUAUUCGGAAGGGCUGAAGCUGAAGCUGGAGAACCUGGCCAAGGGCUGUGUGAUCCUAACGUACACUUCUUGCCAGGGAGAAGCGGAAGAAUUCGAUGUGUCGUUUUCAGGCCGACUCGGUAAAGCCACCUUGAGGUGCUACAUAGCCAAGCAGGAACGACCACAUUACCUCCGGCUAUGCGGACUCGACGACUCCGAGGAAUGUGAGAGCGUUCUCGAAAGAGACAAGAAAGCCGCUGACGAGAACAGCAACACCGAAGAAGCCACUUCUCGAGGAGAUCUGAAUGGGAAUCCCGAGAAAAAAAGUAGGCUCGAGGAAGUGAUUUCGGUCUAA